AUGGAUCUAAGUUUUUUAAAAGCUGAAAUUGAGAAAAAACGUAAAAAUGUUGAAUCCUUAAAUAUUUUAUUACCAGAAAAACGUUGUUUUCGACGCAGUGAUUUAGAAGCAAAAAAUGAAGAAAUAUACUGGAAAAAUUAUUACUCGAAAAAUAAUGUUGAUUCUGUAAAAACAUCGUCAACAUCUUCUACCACCUCAUCAAGCACAAAUGAAGUAUCGUCAUCGAUGAAUAGUCAUUCUCUAAAUACGGAGGAACCAGCGUCAACUGAAAAACAAUUACCACCUCGUUCAGAUAUCAUUAAAAAAUUUCGUGAACGUAAUCAACCAAUACGUCUCUUUGGUGAAUCAGAUAUCGAUUCGUACAAACGUUUACGUCUAUUAGAAACAAUGGAACCUGAAUUAAAAGGACAACGAAACGAUUUCAAAGCAGCUAUGGAUAAAAUUGAUCGAGAAUACUUAUCAUUAAUUUUACAUGCCAAUCAUCCAACAUCUUCGUCAUCAGACACGACAGUUGAUGAUAAAUCUUUGGAAGCAAAUGGAACACCAACAGUAAUCACAGUCGAAGUGAAAGAUGAAGGUUUUGAUUUACCAGAUAUUAUUGAACAAAUUAAAACUACACGAAAAGGUAAUCGAGCGUACGAUUGCCAAGUGAUAUUAAAUUAUUUUAAAUUUUUAUUGAAAAAGUGGGCACAAGAAUUGAAUGCACGUGAUAUUGAUGAAAAGAAAACAAUUCAAGGAAAAAUAGAAACAGCGUUACAUACACAAACAUUGGGAUAUAUGAAACCAUUAUUUCGAAAAUUAAAAUCAAAUACUCUACAAGAUGAUAUUCUAGAAGCAUUAAUUAAUAUUGUCAAUUGUGUCUUAAGACGUAAUUAUAUACGUGCGAAUGAAUAUUUUCUUGAAAUGGCUAUUGGUAAUGCACCAUGGCCAUUGGGUGCUACAAUGGUGGGUAUUCAUCCGCGUCCUGGUCGUGAGAAAAUUGCUUCGAAAUAUGUUGCACAUGUAUUAAACGAUGAAACACAGCGAAAAUAUAUUCAAGCUGUUAAACGUUUGAUAAGUAAAGCACAAAAAUUAUAUCCAACAAUACCGAGUCAAUGUGUUGAUUAUGGUUUGAAAAAGGAAAAUGUAACAAUCGUGCCAAGUGGAAAAAACUAA
Messenger RNA from Didymodactylos carnosus, 1155 nucleotides. NCBI's taxonomy places the organism in Eukaryota, Metazoa, Rotifera, Eurotatoria, Philodinida, Philodinidae. The record is from the annotation of a GenBank genome assembly.